Messenger RNA from Dichotomopilus funicola, 360 nucleotides. RefSeq lists its product as uncharacterized. The coding region runs from base 1 to 360 and encodes 119 amino acids. The transcript is spliced from 2 exons. The record is from RefSeq and is a predicted model, not a curated record. Lineage: Eukaryota; Fungi; Ascomycota; Sordariomycetes; Sordariales; Chaetomiaceae.
AUGCGCUUCCACGCCCUCAUCCGCACCCACCACAUCACCUCCCGCAAGAAAGUCGCCCUCCUCCGCAAGGCCGCCGCCAAAUACGAGUGCUUCGCCCUCCUCCGCUCCGGCGGGUGUCCGGGCAUCAUGUACUGCAGCGGUAGCGAGGGGGGUGUGAGGGGGUGGGUCGAUGCUGUUCAUAGACUGCGGUACAAGGACUACCAGCUGGCGCAGAAGCCGGCGCCGGUGCCGAUAGCCGCGGGGACGGUACCGGAAGAGCGGAGUGGCCUGUUUGAGGUGCCGUCGGUGCAGGAGUUUGCGGCGGCGAUGGAGAAACGGGGGGUUGCGGAGUGGUGGAAGGAGGGUAUGGCGUUUGCAUAG